Molecule: messenger RNA, 1538 nt
Organism: Vanrija pseudolonga
Lineage: Eukaryota; Fungi; Basidiomycota; Tremellomycetes; Trichosporonales; Trichosporonaceae
Product: MFS transporter asaE
Exons: 5
Coding region: 134-1465 (443 amino acids)
Biological process (GO): transmembrane transport
Cellular component (GO): membrane
Molecular function (GO): transmembrane transporter activity
Source: RefSeq, a predicted model, not a curated record
CGGAAAUCUGGCGAUAACACGGGGAUACGGCCGGACGAGGCACUUCAUUCCCAUCCAAGUGGUGGCGACUUGGGCGCUAUAAGAUGCUAAAAGCAAGACAUUAUCGGGGCACGUUGUUCACAGCAGUGCAAGAAUGAGCUCGACAGAAGACAUCGACAUCGAGAAGAAGAACGUGGUCGCGCCGUCUACAGGCGACGGCGCGAGCACGCCAGCGACAGUGGCGCUGUCGAUAGAGCCCAAGGCUGGCAACGACCUCGGUCCGCCACCAGACGGCGGGUUCGACGCGUGGAUUACCGUCUUUGGCGGGUUCUGCGCCUCGUUCGUACAGUUUGGACUGGCCAACGCGUUCGGUGUCUUCCAGGCAUACUACAAGACGCACCAGCUCGCACAUUACUCGUCGUCGACGAUUUCGUGGAUCGGCUCGGUGCAGCAGUUCAUCCUUUUCUUCGGGGGGCUGUUCAGUGGCCGCCUUUUUGACGCGUAUGGUGCCAAGGCGUUGCUCGUGCCGGGCACCUGCCUGUUCGUACUCGCGAUCAUGAUGACGAGCUUGUGCAAAGAAUACUACCAGUUCAUGCUGGCCCAAGGCAUCCUCUUCGGCAUCGGCUCAGCCAUGAUCUUCCACCCGACCGUAUCGGCCCCGUCGCAGUGGUUUGAGCGCAAGCGCGCACUGGCGACGAGCAUAGUCGUCGCUGGCUCCGGACUCGGGGGCACGUUGUGGCCCAUUGCUCUGGAGCGGCUCAUGAACGAGAUUGGCUUCGGGUGGGCCCUCCGCACGGCGGGAUUCCUGUCCCUCGCGCUGCUCGGCGUCGCGGUCGCCUGUGUCCGCACGCGCCUGCCGCGGCGCAAGGCGCAGUCGUUUGCCGGCCUCCUGAGCCCGCUCAAAGAGGCCCACUUUACGCUGUUGGCCGUCGGCGUCGCCCUCGCCUCGUGGGGCAUGUUCAUGCCCUUCUUCUUCGUCACGACGCACGCAGCCCAGCUGGGCGCGGGGUCAAACCUCGCCUUCUACUCGCUCUCCAUCCUCAACGCCGGCUCGACACUCGGCCGCGGGUUCGCAGGCGUCGCUGACAAGUUUGGCCGGCUCAACUCGAUCACGCUCGGCGCGUCGCUCACCGGCAUCUUGUUGCUCGCCUUCUGGAUCCCGCUCAACUCGGUGCCGGCGCUGCUUGCGUUUGCGCCGAUUUACGGCUUCGUGGCAGGCAUCAUCAUCAGCCUUGUCCCGCCCAGCGUCGCGCAAAUGUCCCUCCCCCACCAGAUUGGCGCGCGCGUCGGCCUCACGUACGGCAUCAUGGCCUUCUUCACGCUGUCGGGACCGCCUAUCAACGGCGCCUUGCUGAGCGCCGGGGGCGGUGGCCGCAAGGGGUUCCAGUACGCCGGCGCCUUCUCCGGCGCUGUUGUGUUCGCUGGCGCCGUCUGCAUUUUUACGGCACGGCUCAAGAUCAACAAAAAGCUGUUGGCCGUGGUGUAGCGGGCGUGGCUCUCGCCUCUAGCGUAGAGAGUCGUGUCCCCUCCCAUAGACCCAUGCACACGUCUCAAACACG